Molecule: messenger RNA, 856 nt
Organism: Colletes gigas
Lineage: Eukaryota; Metazoa; Arthropoda; Insecta; Hymenoptera; Colletidae
Gene: Bet3
Product: trafficking protein particle complex subunit 3
Exons: 2
Coding region: 19-579 (186 amino acids)
Biological process (GO): endoplasmic reticulum to Golgi vesicle-mediated transport; intra-Golgi vesicle-mediated transport
Cellular component (GO): cis-Golgi network membrane; TRAPP complex; cytosol
Source: RefSeq, a predicted model, not a curated record
UGUCAACACGAACAGUAGAUGAACCAUAUACCGUAUGUAAACAUGUCACGAACGGGCACGAAACUCGAUUGGAAAAAAGUUAACUCUGAAUUGUUUACGUUGACAUAUGGUGCACUGGUGGCCCAACUAUUAAAGGAUUAUGAAAAUGUAGAGGAUGUGAAUAAGCAAUUAGAAAGAAUGGGUUACAACAUGGGAAUUCGCCUAAUAGAAGAUUUUCUAGCACGCACUGGAUCUGGUCGUUGUUAUGACUUUAGAGAUACGGCAGAAAAAAUACAAACUGGCUUCAAGAUAUUUUUAGGUAUAACACCAGUGAUCGCAAAUUGGAGCGCUGCCGGUGAUGAAUUUUCUCUAUGCUUUGAAUCAAAUCCAUUAACAGAAUUUGUAGAAUUACCAGACCAUUGUUUAAACCUAAAGUAUUGUAAUAUAUUAAUUGGAAUAUUAAGAGGUGCCUGUGAAAUGGUACAAAUGGAGAUUGCUUGUUGGUUUGUACAAGAUCAACUUAAAAAUGAUAAUGUGAAUGAAUUACGUGUUAAGUUUAUUAAAAGAUUGGAAGAUGCCAUUCCAGCAGGAGAAGACUAAGUAAUUUUAUAUUAUUAAAAGAACAAAUAAUUGUGGCCAAUUGAUGACUCUAGCUUUUAUAGACAUAUUUUAUUAUUUAUGCUAUAUUAUAAAUGGAGCCCUUUUUUUUUUUAUAUCAGUUCAUCAAUAAGCUCAAUAUCUUUGUAACUAGCCAAUUCCAAUGAUGUAUACAAUAUGUAAAAUACAGAAAAGCGAGUUACAUUAAAAAAUGCUCGUAAUGCUUUGUCAAAAUAAUCUUCCCUUAAUUGUUUAGUAUGCAAUAAUCAAACAAAAAUUA